Molecule: messenger RNA, 3008 nt
Organism: Populus euphratica (Euphrates poplar)
Lineage: Eukaryota; Viridiplantae; Streptophyta; Magnoliopsida; Malpighiales; Salicaceae
Exons: 10
Coding region: 477-2486 (669 amino acids)
Cellular component (GO): cytoplasm; Golgi apparatus; chloroplast
Source: RefSeq, a predicted model, not a curated record
GAAGUGGUCCUUUCCGAAUCCAAAUCCACAUUCUUCUCCCUGACUGUCUCUUUCACAGCUCUUCUCUUUCUUCUCUUCUGCCACCCAUCCCAAACAACAACUCUUUGUCUGUUUCCCUUCUGCCAACACAAACUUUCUUUUCUAUUUUCUCUUUCAUUUUGAUUUCAUUUAGCUCCGCCAUAUUCAAUCCCUCAUUACUUCAUUCCCUUCCUGUACCAGAAAACCACACACUCUCACUCUCUCACUACAUAAAGACAACAACUUUCCUUUCAAAUCCUCUCAUUUUCAACCAAACGAAACUCAAUUCAAUUCAUGUUUAACCCCAUUUGUCCAGACCCUCGGGGAGCUUGCGAAUUAUUCAUUAGCACUUAAAUUCAAUCCCUUUUCUUUGUUUGGAUUUGAUUUCUUCGGAAUUGGUGUUGUAGGGGCUUGAGGAAUUGUGGGAUUCGGAUUUUGCAGGAAUUGGGCAUGAAUGAAUGAAGAUGGCGUUCAAAUCCAAGAUAAAAUGGAUUGCACUGUUUGUCUUGAUGCUAUCAAUGGUGUCUCUAGUGAUUCACCUCUCCAUCACAAAGCUUUCGGGGCCUUAUUCACUGCAAUCUACUUUAAUGCCUGCCAUUGGAUUUAACCUCACUCCUAUCUUUGGCGGUGAUAGAGCUGUUAGAAAUAAGAGGUCGUGGGGGCAUGUGAAGUCUUUGAAGUCACUGCAGCCUUAUGCCAACCCGAGAAGCAGUUAUCCUGUUCCAAAUGAAAAGAACAAUGGUUACAUUUAUGCAAAAAUUUUUGGUGGAUUUGAGAAGAUAAGAUCCUCGAUCUGUGAUCUUGUCACCAUAUCCAGGCUUCUAAAUGCUACUCUUGUCAUUCCAGAGAUUCAAGAAACUCUUCAAUCAAAAGGCAUUAGUUACAAAUUCAAGAGUUUUUCAUAUCUCUAUGAUGAAGAGCAGUUCGUAGCAUCACUUAAAAAUGAUGUAAUCGUUGUGAACAGCCUGCCCGAGAAUUUGAAGGCAGGCAGGAGAAGGAAUGAGAUCCAUACUUAUAAGCCCAAAAGUUCUGCUUCUCCAAAUUUCUACGUUAAGGAAAUUUUGCCUGAGUUAAAGAAAUCCAAGGUUAUUGGACUAGUUCUUCAUGAUGGAGGAUGCUUGCAGUCAAUUCUUCCUCAAAGCAUGUCCGAGUUUCAGAGGCUUAGAUGUCGAGUUGCAUUUCAUGCUCUAAAAUUUCGCCCAAAAAUUCAGGUGCUUGGUCAGUUGAUGGUUCAGAGGUUACGGGCAUCUGGUCAACCUUUCCUUGCAUUUCAUCCUGGCUUAGUGAGAAAUACCUUGGCAUAUCAUGGGUGUGCGGAAUUAUAUCAGGAUGUUCACACUGAGCUUAUACAGUACCAAAGGGCACAGAUGAUUAAGCAAGGGAUUCUUAAUGAUGAGCUAAGUGUAGACUCACACGCUCAAAGAUCCAAUGGGUCAUGCCCCCUCAUGCCAGAAGAGAUUGGUCUUCUCCUUAAAGAGAUGGGUUAUUCUACUGAAACAAUGAUAUACGUGGCUGGGUCUGAAACUUUUGGUGGUCAACGCAUUUUGAUACCUCUGCGAGCAAACUUCUCUAACACUGUGGAUCGCACUCAGGUGUGCACUAAGCAAGAAUUAUCUGAUGUGGUUGGUCCUGAAACACCUCUUCCAUUGAAUCCUUUCCAGCCCCCACCUACCAUAAGUGAGGAACAAUUAAAAGAAGAGUGGAAUAGGGCAGGUCCCCGGCCUCGUCCCCUUCCUCCACCUCCAGACAGACCCAUCUAUCAACAUGAAAAAGAAGGUUGGUAUGGUUGGAUUACUGAGUCUGACACAGAACCAGAACCUUCAUCUGUAGAUCUGAGGAAUCAAGCACACAGGUUAAUCUGGGAUGCUCUUGAUUAUAUUGUCUCAGUGGAAGCAGAUGCAUUUUUUCCUGGUUUCCAUAAUGAUGGUAGUGGAUGGCCAGACUUCUCAAGCUUGGUCAUGGGACACCGGCUAUACGAGAGUGCUUCUUCUAAAACAUAUCGGCCAGAUAGGAGGGUUCUUGCAGAACUUUUCAACAUUAUCCAUGACAACUUGUACCACCAUAACAAUCGUACUUGGAAACGUGUAGUGAGGGAACAUCUCAACAAAAGCUUGAGUGAAGAUGGACUUAUCAGGCAAUCCCUUCUGUCAAAACCAACCACAUUCCUGUCUCACCCGCUUCCUGAAUGCUCUUGUAGAAUUCCUUCUGCUGAGGUUGCAAAACAGGUAAAAGGUAAUGAUGGCCGUUUCCUAUAUGGAGGAGAGGAUGAGUGCCCAAGAUGGAUGCAGCUUAGUCAGGAAGAUACUCGCUCAGAGUCAGCAGUAGUGGAAGAGGGUAGUGAUGAUAAUAGCGUGUCAGAACAUGAAAAUGAUCGUGUUGAACAGCAAGAAUCUGAUGACAGUAGAGGUAGAAGUAGUCUUACUCAAAUACCCAUGGAUCAGGAUGACGAAUGGGAUCCUAAUGACUAGAAGUGGAUGUGCUGAUGAUAUGACUUCUGUUUUUAUAACUGAAGAUGGUACUCAACUUUUCAGCAAUAUCUUCUGGGAUGUAGAGUUUUGGGGAUUGGGCGAUGAGUCCAUGGUCUUUUUUCACAGUUCCAACUUGGUGUUUUGAAGGAAAUAUUCAGAUUUAUUCUUUCCAAGUAGAUUCAAGAAACCCUUACAGAAAAGAAAAACAAUUGUAUACCUUCUUCAUACAACACUGUUUUAGCGUGAUAGUAGUAGUGAGCACGACUGAUACCUUCAAGAUAAGCUUAGUGCAGCUUGUUGCAGAAACAGAAAUGCCCUGUCUUCUAAGAAACAUGAAAGAUGUUUCUGCACGGAGGAGUUUUGAUUUGGGAAUGUUGGUAUUGGACAGUUUGCAGUUAGUUCCACUUGAAGAUCUUUUUGGUACAUGAAACAUUAAUUUCUGUCCUCGAACUGAAUUUCCUGUCGGAGUGUAAAGUUGUUUCGAACAGAAAUCAAUGACAAGAAUUUUAGUUCUUCUUUUUG